Messenger RNA from Phalaenopsis equestris, 2976 nucleotides. Its product is annotated as probable xyloglucan glycosyltransferase 7. Gene Ontology annotation, molecular function: glycosyltransferase activity. Lineage: Eukaryota; Viridiplantae; Streptophyta; Magnoliopsida; Asparagales; Orchidaceae. The coding region runs from base 511 to 2565 and encodes 684 amino acids. The transcript is spliced from 5 exons. Gene Ontology annotation, cellular component: Golgi apparatus. The record is from RefSeq and is a predicted model, not a curated record.
CAUAAAGAAAGGGCAUUGUUCAGAGCGGAGCGGAGGAGAGGAGCCGUCCAAAACCAUCACCUCCGUCAGUUUCCAGCUGUCAGCUCGUCGCUUUCUUUGGGAUUAUCUUUAAUUACCUCCAUAAUCUCCGUUACAUCGCUGGUAAUUACAGGAGACGAAAAAGAUAAAAUUUUGUUGAGAUUAGGGUCUCCUCUUCUUUCCCUCUCCCCCCCUCUUUUUAAUCCGAAGACGUGUUGGGUUGUUCUUGCACCGAGGUGCUUGCUGGUUUUUGUCGGUGUUAUAUUGACCGGAGGAAGAAGAAUAAGACCGCGAGGAGGAGCAUGAACCGCUUCUCUGAGCUGUGAGGAUGGGAAUAUGAGAGCUUGAUUGAUGCGCGAGAUUACGAAUUACUUGCAUUGUCUUCGUUCCACUCCAAGCAUCGAAGUGCAUCUAGGGAUUUGAUUUCCGUGGGCGAAUUUGAAGGAAUAAGUUUAAAAUCCUUACAGCUUUUGUUUUUCGCUUUUCUCUGCAAUGUCGCCUUCAUUCGAUUGGUGGUCAAAGGAUAAGCACAGAGGGACGCCGGUGAUUGUGAAGAUGGAGAACCCUAACUGGUCGAUCUCGGAGAUCUCGUCGCCGGACGACGGCGAUGCCGACGAGUUUUCCGGUGUACGGAAGGGCGGUAGAGAAAAGAAUGCAAAGCAGAUUACUUGGGUGCUCCUCCUCAAAGCCCACCGAGCCGCCGGCUCCCUCACAUAUCUCGCCUCCGCCGCCUUUCACCUCGCCGCCGCCGUUCGCCGCCGCGUUUCCUCAGGACGCACGGACGCCGACGAGAGCCCGGCUCUUCGCCGCCGCUUCUACUCUUGCAUCAAAGUCUUCCUCUGGCUUUCAAUCUUCCUCCUUGCUUUCGAGAUCGCGGCUUAUCUCAAGGGAUGGCACAUCAGAGCUCCAGACCUCCCUAGCAUAUCGCUCCCCUCAUCAGUCGGCUUUCGUAGCCUCUUUGUUGCCAUUUACUCCGGCUGGGUUCGCUUCCGCGCUGAGUACAUCGCUCCUCCUUUACAGUUCCUCGCAAACGCAUGUGUCGUCCUCUUCCUCAUUCAGAGCGCCGACCGCUUUAUCCUCUGUCUUGGCUGCUUUUGGAUCCGCUUCAAGGGGAUCAAACCUGUUGCGAAUUCUGUAAGCAACGACGUGGAAAUGGGUGAUUAUUUCCCAAUGGUUCUGAUUCAGAUGCCCAUGUGCAAUGAGAGAGAGGUCUAUCAUCAAUCAAUUUCUGCUGUUUGCAAAUUGGACUGGCCGAGUUCUAACAUGCUCAUCCAGGUUUUGGAUGAUUCCAGUGAUCCCACAACGCAGACUCUUAUCAAGGAAGAGGUGGAGAAGUGGGCGGAAACUGGCGUUCCAAUUGUGUACCGUCACAGGGUUAUCAGAGAUGGUUACAAAGCUGGAAACAUGAAAUCUGCAAUGAACUGCAGCUAUGUUAAGGACUACGAAUUUGUAGCUAUCUUUGAUGCCGACUUCCAGCCCGCACCAGAUUUUUUGAAGAGAACCGUGCCCCAUUUCAAGGGUAAUGAUGAUUUGGCGUUAGUGCAAGCUAGAUGGUCAUUCGUGAACAAAGAUGAGAAUUUGCUAACCAGGCUUCAGAACAUCAAUCUUUGCUUCCACUUUGAGGUGGAGCAACAGGUGAACGGGAUAUUCAUCAACUUCUUUGGAUUCAAUGGGACUGCCGGAGUUUGGAGAAUUAAGGCUUUGGAGGAUGCUGGAGGGUGGUUGGAGAGGACAACAGUGGAGGACAUGGACAUUGCUGUUCGGGCUCAUCUCAAGGGCUGGAAGUUCAUUUUUUUGAAUGAUGUUGAGUGCCAGUGUGAAUUACCAGAGUCCUAUGAAGCUUACAGGAAGCAGCAGCACAGGUGGCAUUCCGGUCCAAUGCAAUUGUUCAGGCUUUGUUUGUCAGAUAUAAUCAGAUCGAAGAUUGCAGUCUGGAAGAAGGCAAACCUCAUCUUUCUAUUUUUCCUGCUCCGAAAGCUCAUAUUACCAUUCUAUUCAUUCACUCUCUUCUGCAUCAUCCUUCCCAUGACAAUGUUCGUCCCCGAAGCUGAGCUCCCCGCUUGGGUAGUCUGUUACAUCCCGGCAACAAUGUCCUUCCUCAACAUCCUCCCCGCUCCACGGUCAUUUCCGUUCAUCGUCCCCUACCUCUUGUUCGAGAACACAAUGUCUGUCACGAAGUUCAACGCCAUGAUCUCCGGCCUUUUUCAACUUGGGAGUGCCUACGAAUGGGUCGUUACGAAGAAAUCUGGUCGUUCUUCGGAAGGCGACUUGCUAUCUUUGAUUGAGAAAGAGCCCAAGCACCACCGCGGCAGCUCCGCUCCUGAUUUUACUUCCAUUACAAAAGAAGUUGUAAAGCAGUCAAAGAAAGAACAGAAGAAGAAGCAUAAUAGGAUCUACAGGAAGGAGCUCGCUCUCGCCUUUCUUCUCUUAACUGCUGCCGCCCGCAGCUUGCUGUCAGCCCAAGGCAUACACUUUUACUUUCUGCUGUUUCAAGGUAUCUCCUUUUUGGUGGUUGGUCUUGAUCUCAUUGGGGAGCAGAUCGAGUAAUACUCAGUAUAAGACGUGUUCUGUGAAUGAUUCAAGGAGAAGACUGAACAUUUUUUUGUUUUAUUUUGCCUUUAAGCUCAAGUGGAGAAAGGAACUAGUGUAGAUAGAGCUAUUCUCAGCCCUGUUAGAUGCUUCAGAUUCUUUCAGGUCUUCAUUCUUUUACCAAGAUGAAAGCUUUAUGUUAAGUUUUAUUUUAACUUAAAAAGAAUUCAACCAUUUCUUCCCUUAAGUGAAGAAAAUUUAAGUGUACCAGAAUGAAUAACAUAAUUAUGUUGCCUGCGUUAGAAAAACAGGAUUGUGUGAUGUCUUGGUGCAUCUGUGAAUCUCAAACGGAAUUCAUGGAUUAUGACUAUAUUUUCAGAAUGUUUGUAUGAGGUGAAUAUAAAUAACCAAUGUGUUUUCUCAUUGUGU